UCACUGACCCACCAUGUUCUCGACGCUGGCAGUUUGUCGUUCCCGGACAACUUCGUUGUUGCCAUCUGGGCUUCGUUCUCACUGCUCGAGAUCCGCCACCUUCGUUCGUCAGUACUCCGACGCAAAGUCAGGGUCUUCCGAGCCAACGCAGGAGCAGCCGAAGGAGGAGGCAGAAGGCUCAGCAGACGCCGCUUCCGCAGAGACGGCUACCGAAGCAGCUCUCAAGAAGGCUGAAGCAGAGGCUGCAGACUUGUUGAGCCGGCUCAGAUACUUGCAAGCGGACUUCUUGAACCUCCAGCGUAAUUCGGCACGAGAGCGGGAAAAGACCAAAGACUUUGCCAUCACCAACUUUGCGUCCGACCUGCUUGAGACCGUCGACGUCCUCUCCCUUGCCCUGAAAUCCAUACCCUCAUCCGCACUUGAGGCCCCCGACGCAGCUGCGUCUGAAAGCGCGUCCGAGCCUUCCUCUACUCCCAACUCAAAAACUUCUGUGGAAUAUCUCCGUGAACUCCACACUGGGGUGGAGAUAACACAGCGGCAGCUGCUGCAGACCCUCUUCAAAUACCACGUCAAACCCUUCGAUCCCACCGGUGAUGCUUUCGACCCUAAUCGUCACGAAGCACUUUACCAGGCACCGAUACCGGGAAAAACGCCAGGGACCGUGAUAGACUGCCAGAAGACGGGAUAUACGAUACGCGAUCGGGUGCUAAGAGCAGCACAAGUGGGAGUGGCUCAGGAUGCCACAUGAUAGCAGGGGGGAUGUUAUAGAAUUAUUGUAAUGCGCGACGACUAAUCAACGAAUCUCAACUCCGAACUGGUCUUUUAAUCGUGAGAUGACUUGGAGUUGUAUCUCGUUUGCCUCCUCGUUUGACAAAGACCUGUCCAGGUUAAUGAGGGAAGGAAUGAUGACUGAGCGUCAACGAACCUAUCCAUUGAACGAUAAUUGAUUCUGAAGCAGAGACUCUGGCGGUUCGUCUUGGGAUGGACGAAAGAGUCGAUCUACCCCAUGUCAAUUAACGAUCAACGGCAGCCAAAGCACGUACGUUUUUCACAUCCUCGACGAGAUCGCCCGCCACAUCUCGAACGACGUCACAGAAGUCAUUUUCGUGCAAUCUCAAGGUCGGAGGGACCCAGAAACUGACGUCUUUGGAACAGGCAGGGUAUUUGGAGUAAGGCUGGAACGUGGUGAUCUGGUUUGCAGUGAAUUGUCCGAGGAACCGUUCGUCGGUGGACCAGAACAAUCGUAUAUCCGGAAUCGAGUAGAGGAUCAUAGCAAUGCGUUCCAAUCCGAGCCCAAAGGCCCAGCCGACCUUGUUAUGGACGUCUAUCCAUGACAGUCAGUGAGAGUGCAAGGUCAAUGAACCUAAAACAGACGUGCUCGAUGUGUCCAGUGUCGCUUGUCGCACAACUCCAGAGCCUAGGAUUUCAAGCCACUUCCCUCGGAAAAAUACCUCGACCUCAAAGCUCGGGCUGGUGAACGGAAAGUAGGCUUCGAUCCACCUGACGCGUAAUGGCGCUUCCGCUGUGGCAGCACCAGUCCCAGGACCCCCAAACAGAGCCAGCAUCAGUGUGUUCAGAGACAGUUUCAGGUUCUGGGCCAGCAGCUCAGAGAAAACGGGGUCGUGCACAGGCUGACAAGGGUUCGUCGUUGAUAUAUGGGGAACGUCCUCGAUGACAAUGUUGGCGCGCGCCAGCUGAUCACGCAGCCUUUCAUUAUCCUCCUCGACCUCUUUCUUUCCACUCGCGUCGGCCGUGAAGAUUCGAGCGCCCUCCAUCUGGUGGAAAACAGGGUAAUGCGAAUUGUCGAUCUCGUCACGUCUGUACACGUCGGCAGUGAGAAGCCACUUGUCUUCUCCACGCCGGAACACCUCCACUUCGUGCGCAGAUGUGUGCGUCCUUAACAUGAGGUUUUUGUUGAUGUAGUAGCUAUCGGUCACCGAACGGCCGGGAUGGUCGAGUGGGAAGGACAGCUCGUCGAAGUUUUGGAAUGGAGUGACAAGAGGCGACAGCGAGGACAGGUGCGAGAAAGAAGCAAAGUUUGACUCGAUCAGUGUGCGCAGAGUGUGUAUAGGGUGUCCCGGGCACAUAUGUAGGCGCCGGGGCAGCUUGGCCAGGAUGGCGGGCGUCACAUUAGUCACCUCGUCCGUCGCAUAGUCUUUCCCGAGAACUUCGAUAGACGCCGGACGCGAGUGGGAUACCGUGGCCAAACAUCGACGAUGUCCGCGAGAGAAAGGUGAGCGACGGAGCAGCAGCAGUCGCGUUCGGUGCAUCCGCGACGCGUGAGGUCAAACGGUUUGAUGUCGGACGGAACAGUUAUUGAUGCGUGUUGUGCCCGAGAAAAGCCGCGAUCGGCGGUGCUGAUCCUGAUUGCAAGUUCAAGCCACUUUGCACAUUUCAGGAAUAGAUUUUCUCCUCCUGAGCGCGAUGAGCUUGCCUGCCGAUGACAACGAUACCACGGUCACGCCGGAUGGCCUUCAAGAAGAAGCCUCGCAACUGCUGUUGCCUCAGUCUCGAGACGGUUUCUUCGGGUAUUCAGAAGAAAAGACUUUGCAACAUAUCGAAGAGAAGUACUGGGCGCAUCGGCGUGGCUCUGAGACAGCAUCUGAAGGCACUGCGGCGUCAUUCGUGGGAAGCUUCAAGCUCAGUACUCUACAUUCGCCUGCCGCCCCUCCUCCUGGAGAAUUCCCCUCCGGAGGGCAUCCUUUUGUCGAGGAUGAUGAAGAGGAAGAUGGACAGGAUGCCGGCUCUGUUCCCGACGUCGCGGUCACACCCGAACUGGCUCAGCUGUUCCAGUCUUUCCAGAGAUGUCUUCAACUACGCGACAAGUACAUUCUGAAGUCGAGGCAACGGCUCGGAGAUGAUCCCCGGCAUUACGAUGGAUCUUUCCCCGGGCUCGACGACAUGCAUGCCGAUCCCCCAGCCCGUCCCGAGCCUUGGAAGAUCUAUCCGAAGCCGCCGCCCCCGCACUGGCACUGGACUGAUACGGCUGUAGUCAGCACAGAUGGACAGUCGGAUCCGAAAGGGGACAAUUUCCGUUUCGAGGAUUCCACGAUCCCAGGCAGCCAUCCUUAUACUUUCCAAAUCGAUGAGAAAGGCGUGAUACAAGUUUAUGGGGACUCGGCGACCGAAUCGGACGAACGGACCCCUGUUUACGACGUGCCAACUAUCCGAGAAUAUUUCGUCGAUCUGGAUUAUGUUCUCGGCGUGAUCUCGGACGGCCCCACCAAAAGUUUUGCGUUCCGAAGAUUGAAAUACCUGGCCAGCAAAUUCACCAUGUAUACGUUGCUCAACGAAUUUCAAGAGCUGUCUGACAUGAAGCAAGUCCCUCACAGGUGGUUUGAAUUAUUCUACUGUGAACUAUUCUCACAAACCUCCAGGGACUUUUACAACCUUCGUAAAGUGGACACGCACGUGCAUCACUCCAGUAGCAUGAAUCAAAAACAUCUGCUACGCUUCAUCAAGUCCAAAAUGAAGCGCAGUCCUGAUGACGUCGUCAUCUUCCGUGACGGUGCAGCUUUGACACUGCAACAAGUGUUCCAGUCGCUCAAGCUGACGGCUUACGACCUGUCCAUCGACACACUAGACAUGCAUGCUCAUUCGGACUCUUUUCAUCGUUUCGACAAGUUUAACUUGAAGUACAACCCCAUCGGCGAAUCCCGGCUGCGAGAAAUCUUCCUCAAGACAGAUAACUAUAUCAAGGGCCGCUACCUCGCUGAGCUGACUCAAGAACUCAUGACGGAUCUUGAGCAAGGCAAAUAUCAGAACGCCGAAUGGCGCGUCAGUAUCUAUGGACGCUCGCCCGAUGAGUGGGACAAGCUGGCGAAAUGGGUCAUCAACAACAAGCUGUACUCACACAACGUGCGCUGGCUGAUCCAAGUCCCGCGUCUGUACGACAUCUACAAAGCCAAUGGCUCUAUCCAAACCUUCCAGGACAUCAUCCUCAAUGUUUUCCAGCCCUUGUUUGAAGUGACCAAAGAUCCCAGGACGCAUCCAGAGCUGCAUAUUUUCCUCCAGCGUGUGAUCGGGUUUGACACGGUCGACGACGAGUCCAAGACAGAGCGCCGGAUCUACAAGAAAUAUCCGUACCCGCGGCUGUGGGACACCAAAGACUCGCCGCCGUACUCUUAUUGGGUGUACUACAUGUUUGCCAACAUGGCCAGUCUGAACAGAUGGCGCCAGGAACGCGGAUUCACCACCUUCGUUCUUCGCCCGCAUGCCGGAGAGGCGGGGGACACCGAUCACCUGACCUCGGCCUUCCUUACGUCGCACUCCAUCUCCCACGGCAUAUUGCUGCGCAAGGUACCUGCGCUGCAGUACCUCUUCUACCUGAAGCAGAUCGGGAUUGCGAUGAGCCCGCUCAGCAACAACGCGCUCUUUCUGUCGUACGAACGCAACCCGUUGCCCGACUUUUUCAAGACCGGCUUGAAUGAACCGUUGCUCGAAGAAUACAGCGUAGCAGCCCAUAUCUACAAGUUCCCGCAGAGUUCCCUGGCGGAACUGGCCCGAAACUCGGUCGUUCAGAGUGGCUUCGAGAUGGAACUCAAGCGUCAUUGGUUGGGCCAUCAAUGGUAUCUUCCUGGCGCAGCAGGCAAUGACAUUCACAAGACAAAUGUGCCCAACAUCCGUCUUGCUUAUCGUCAUCAGACGUUGAUAGAGGAGUUGCACAUGAUCAGCAUCAAAACGAGCGCAAGUACUUCGACCCCGAGCCAAUUAGCACCGGAGCUCAUCGCCGCGCGAGCAAUGGCGCCAGUGACCAAACACACCGUGUGUUGA
Mycena citricolor is the source of this 4773-nucleotide messenger RNA. Lineage: Eukaryota; Fungi; Basidiomycota; Agaricomycetes; Agaricales; Mycenaceae. The record is from the annotation of a GenBank genome assembly.